This is a messenger RNA of Siniperca chuatsi (mandarin fish), 2476 nucleotides long. RefSeq names its product unconventional SNARE in the ER 1 homolog (S. cerevisiae) (gene use1). Gene Ontology annotation, molecular function: SNAP receptor activity. Gene Ontology annotation, cellular component: endoplasmic reticulum; SNARE complex. The record is from RefSeq and is a predicted model, not a curated record. Gene Ontology annotation, biological process: retrograde vesicle-mediated transport, Golgi to endoplasmic reticulum. The transcript is spliced from 8 exons. Lineage: Eukaryota; Metazoa; Chordata; Actinopteri; Centrarchiformes; Sinipercidae. The coding region runs from base 90 to 863 and encodes 257 amino acids.
UCUCCGCCCAAACAAGCCGUGACGCUCCGGCUACGUCCGCGCUGAGCUGAUUGACGUCAUACUGCUGCGACGGUGUGCCAGCUUCAAACAUGGCUUCUAGAUUAGAAAUAAAUUUUAUCAGAUUAUUGUCUCGUUGUGAAUCUAUGGCGUCGGAGAAACGGGGAGAAACGGAAUGGAGAUUAGAAAAGUAUGUUGGUGCCCUGGAGGAGAUGUUGGUGGCUCUGAGGAAAAGCCAGAGCAAACCCACACCAGAAGUACUGACUGAAUACACAAGAAAAGUCGAUUUUCUGAAAGGACUUCUAGAGGCAGAGAAACUGUCUUCACCAACAGAAAAAGCUUUAGCUAAUCAGUUCCUCGCCCCCGGGCGAACACCCACAAUAGCCAAUGAGAGGAUGCCUGCCACUAAAACUGUCCACAUGCAGACGAAGGCCCGGUGCACAGGAGAGAUGAGGGACGAGCUGCUCGGCAAGGUGUCGUCAGGCAAAGGCACAUCAGAAACAGACUUGCGAAACAGAAGAGGUCUUCCUCUGGAUGAGCGUCAGUCCGCUGCAGAGCUGGAGGCCGUCCUGCAGCACCACCACAACCUGCAGGAGAAACUUGCUGAGGACAUGCUCAACCUGGCCCGAAAUCUGAAGAACAACACUCUGGCAGCACAAAACAUCAUCAAACAGGACAACCAGACUCUGAGCCAGUCGAUGCGUCAGGCAGACACCAACUUUGAGAAGCUGAAGACGGAGUCGGAGCGACUGGAGCAGCACACCAAGAAGUCCGUCAACUGGCUGCUGUGGCUGAUGCUCAUCCUGGUCUCCUUCUCCUUCAUCAGCAUGAUCCUCUUCAUCAGAAUCUUCCCCAGACUCCGAUGAUGACCGUCUACAAUCCUGAACUCUUUAGUCCUGCAGCCUCCUGUGUUUACAGAGCAGUAACUACAUAGGCCUCAUAGAUCUAUACAGCAUGUCUGUAUGUGCGAUACAGACCAGUAGUGGUCAGAACCAAAACAACAGAACUGAAACAUUUGCACUUUUGAAACUGAAAUUCUUCCUCUAAACAGGAACGUUUAAAAUGUGGUUUGAAGCAUCAGUAUUCCUUUUUUUUUUUGAAAAACAGAAUAUGAAUCGAUGUUAAGGGCUUCUUGUUGGAGGGCCUUUGGGAGCAGCAACAUAGUCUUAAUACCCAGACAGCAGGGACUGAGCCUUAAUUAUUUUCAUCCCUCAUCAGGUAGGCUACUAGCCAUUCAAUACAUGUAUGUACUUUCUCACUUAGUGGGACUCAAGUCAAAAUCAUCUUUUGUAGAACAUCAUUUCACCGUGCAUACAUCUGAAAGUGUUCACGAACCGUCCACCAUCUGCUGUAUGUUAGCCACAGUUUCAACACUAUAUUGAAUUAAUUGAAUACUGAGUCUAAAGAUUCUGACUUAUUAAUAGAUGGGAUGUGCUGAAACUUAAACUUUUACUUUAUCUGCCCCUAAUUAGCAUUUAUAAGCUUUAUAUAAAUGUUUAAUUAACGGUUUAUAACACUACAAUGUAGUUGUAAACAGCUAUAAGGAUAUUUUUAAGUGUUUAUUAAUGCAUAAUAUUUGUCAACAAUCAGAACUUCUCCUAUGAAGACAUAUUUUACAUUAAUACAACAGUGUUUUACUAUAUUUUCAUUCAUUAUCUGUUUAUACAGAAGCCUGCACCUAGUGGGUGCCCACAGGAGGAGUUAUAGUUACAAAUACAUUAAGAAACACUUAAAUCUGUUUACGGCGACAUUAUAGUGUCUUAUAAAGCAUUUAUUAAAUGUUUAUAUAGUGCUUAUAAAUGCUAACUAAGGGGGUUAAAGUGUUACCAAUUGUUUCACCAAAAUUAAUAAUUUUUAAUUACAAAACAGAUUUCAAGCAUUAAUUUUUCAUCUUCCAGUUAGGUUUUGGAAAUUUUGUGAAGAGCUUGAGAGCUUUGUGCUGUUAGAUUUGUUUGAGUUCACCACUCCUCAUAUGUCCAAUAUCCUCAGUCCUGUUCAUUGUUUAUGAGUCUGUAUGUUUUGAUGGUUGAUAUUUGUAAUGUUGGUGAUGACUGCUGAGGCUGCUAAUGUUGAUGAAGUAAGAUUUAGCUCUCAUUAAAUGACACGUAACCCCAUAUAAACAUUCACACGUCAUUUAGAGCAGCAGCUGUGUGUGUGUGUGUGUGUGUGUGUGUGUGUGUGUGUGUGUGUGUGUGUGUGUGUGUGUGUGUGUGUGUGUGUGGUGGGGGGCGGGGGGCUGUGUAUGACCUUUUUCUCAUAAACUAAAAUACCAAAUUGCACCCUCUGUCAUUUUGAAAAUGACAUGAUGCAGUGACUUCAUGUGGCCAGUGUGUGUCAGUCAUAUCCUUAGAAGAUGAACAGAUAAUGACCUCCAUGACCCUGAUCAAGCCCUGAAUCCUAAAUUAACCCCACUACUCAUUUAGAAGGAUCUGAGGGUUGAAGUAUGGCUAAAUAAAGGCAGUUGGCCACAGAAAAAGCA